GAAUCGAGUCAGUUUUGUUCUGACCGUUCGUAUAAGAGGAACUCAUUUUCGGCGGACUAAAAUAUACUCAGAUUAUAUACUUUUUUUACAAGGCUGUCUAUUUUUCGUGUUUGGAUCAUAACAGACGUUAGUGUGCCGCACAACACUUAUAAUAGAUUUUCUACCAGUGUUAUUAGACAGAGAUAGAAUCAAGAGCGCGCGAAGCGCGCCUUCAUUCCUAUGGCCAAUAAUUUUUACAAUGUAUAUUGAAAAAAUUGGAGCAUCGUGAUAAAGAAGUUUUAAAUAGCGGGAAAAACUGAAAGAUUUUCAGUUACACUCUUGAUACAUUUUCUUACAUUUCGAAGAAGAUACAUCUUGAUCAGUAAAAAUGUUUUAUUUACUACUUGUUAUUCUUGGGGUUCUCAUAUUUCACAUCUCUACUCGAUAUAGUAGAAUGGGAAAGUUAGUGAAUAAAAUUCCUGGACCUAGACCAAUUCCAAUAUUAGGAAAUAUGCUGCUUCUGAACGUUUCAUCAGAUAAACUGUUUGGCAUUAUGAGAGAACUUAUAAACAGCUAUUAUCCGAUAUUGAAAGUAUGGUUUUGUACCAAUGCAAUGGUUGGUCUUCGACACCCAGACGAUCUCGAGGUAAUACUUUCAAGUCAAAAAGCUAUAGAUAAAAGUUACGUUUACGGUUACCUAGAACCUUGGCUCAAAACUGGACUUUUAACUAGCACAGGGGAUAAGUGGAGAGCACGCCGAAAAAUUUUGACACCAGCUUUUCAUUUUCAAAUUCUGAAGAAGUACAUGGAUAUAACAAGCGAACAAGGUGAAAAAAUGAUUGAUGCUCUUAGACAAAAGAAAGAGAUGGUAGAAAAUAUUGUGCCAAUGUGUUCGACUUUUACUUUGAAUAUAAUUUGUGAAUCGGCUAUGGGUGUUGCAUUAGAUAAAAUUGACGCUAAAGAACUCAAGGAGUAUAAAAUGGCAAUCCAUGAUAUGGGCGAUGUUGUUGUUCAGAGGUCGGUCCAGCCAUAUGUACUAGACUGGAUGAUGUCUCCUCUUAUAAAACUUGGGCGAAUGCAGAAAAAUGCGCUUACAGUCCUUCACAAAUUUACCGACAAGGUAUUAAAAGAAAGAAGAAACUAUCAUAAUCGCACAGAAAAUAAAUACUUACACGAAUUGGAUGAUAAUGCACACGAUGAUGAUAGUGACAAAGUUGCUUUAGGUCGUAAAAAAAGAUUAGCAAUGCUUGAUCUUUUACUGUUAGCUGAGAAGAAAGGUUUAAUUGAUGAAGAAGGAAUAAAAGAAGAAAUGGACACUUUUACCUUUGAAGGUCACGAUACAACUGGUAUAGCCUUGAUUUUUAUAUUAUUAAUGCUAGCUGAGAACAAAGAAGCUCAGGACAAAGCCAGAGAGGAAGUAUCAGAAAUGCUGAAUUCGACUGGAGGAAAAAUAUCACAAACCGAAAUUCAAGAUUUUAAUUACCUCGAGAGAUGUAUUAAAGAAACCUUGCGACUUUAUCCAUCGGUGCCGAACGUUUUGCGUCAUUUGACGGAAGAUCUUCAACUCAAAACCCACACCCUUCCUGCUGGCGUAGACGUUAUUUGUUUUCUGUACGACGUCCAUAGAGAUCCAAACUUUUGGCCUGAUCCUGAAAAAUUUGAUCCCGAUAGGUUUCUUCCCGAAAGCAGUGCUGGGCGCCAUCCUUACGCCUACGUACCAUUUAGCGCCGGACCUCGUAAUUGUAUUGGGCAAAAAUUCGCGAUGAUGGAACUCAAAUCCCUAGUGGCACGCAUACUGUACAACUUUCAAUUAGAGCCUAUCGACCGUUCUGCUGAUGUGAAAUUUACGACGGAUUUGGUCUUAAGACCAACCAAUCCAAUACGUGUAAAAUUUGUCAGGAUAGACAAAUAAGACAAGUCCUGCGGGUAGAAUCGAAUGUUAGGUUGAUCAAUUUUUAGAAUAAGAUGAGAGGUGAUGGUCAAAAUUUGUAAUUCAUUGCAGAAUUUCCAUGUCCGUCAUACAUGUGUAGAUAACCUUUCAUUGUCCCGACAAUUUAAAUAUAUAAAGGCGAAAAUGAUAAUACACGAAA
Molecule: messenger RNA, 2069 nt
Organism: Nasonia vitripennis (jewel wasp)
Lineage: Eukaryota; Metazoa; Arthropoda; Insecta; Hymenoptera; Pteromalidae
Gene: CYP4AB12
Product: cytochrome P450 4AB12
Exons: 14
Coding region: 368-1891 (507 amino acids)
Molecular function (GO): iron ion binding; monooxygenase activity; heme binding
Source: RefSeq, a predicted model, not a curated record